AUGGAGAUAGCAGGGUUAGUCGUGAGUGUGGCUUCACUAGUUGGCCUAUUUGAGACCUGCUCCAAGCUCUAUGAUAGAGUCUCAAGUGCCAAGGCAUACCUGGAGGACAGCGCAGACUUGGGUGCACUCCUUGAGAUUGAGAAAGGACGGUUUGCAGAACUCAGACACGAGAUUGAAGGGAUAGUAAAUCCGUCUGGUGCAGAUUCUCCGAUGACCAACAACAAUCAAUUGAUCGAAACGACCGCAAACAAUGAAUUGGAGAUUGAAAUUGAGGGCGACAGCAGGAUCCAAUUUAUAGGGAAAAUUUUGCGACUGGUGGAACGGAGACUUGUUGAGGCGGAAAGACUGAUCAGCAAAUAUGACGCGGAACCCGGAACAGCUAGCCAGAGCACCUCAGGGUCGAGGGCUAAAUUAUUUGGUUUUGUGUCAAAGAAGUUACGCCCGGUCCGGUGGGCAACUGGGGACAAGACCGCUUUGGAUAACUUGGUGGAGAAGCUACGCCGUCUGAACAAGGGCUUGGAGAGACAGCUUCCGCAACCAUUGCUUCCGCGUCUUCGGCUGGGGUUUGCCACGAGUCAGAUUUUGCCUGCAGACCCCCAGAAGCUACAAUCGAUUGAAAAUGCGUCGUUACAAGCGGGAUAUGGUAUUUUAUCAAAGGGUGCCGCAGUCCGGUUGGCUUGUCUGAGCCAAGAAAUGGUUGUACCCCACCAAACCUCUGUGGACGUGGAUCUAAUGAAUUUUAUGAAUAUAGGCAUUGACAACAACGCAAAAGGACUUGGACCACGACUUUCAUAUCCAACCCUCAGAUGUCGAGAUUUCUUCCAUACCUGA
Penicillium manginii is the source of this 831-nucleotide messenger RNA. RefSeq lists its product as uncharacterized. The coding region runs from base 1 to 831 and encodes 276 amino acids. The transcript has a single exon. Lineage: Eukaryota; Fungi; Ascomycota; Eurotiomycetes; Eurotiales; Aspergillaceae. The record is from RefSeq and is a predicted model, not a curated record.